CUGUUACUCAGUAACCCUCUCUGUCUGUCUCCCUUUUUUUGCUCUUCUAGAAAACACAUUUAUGAGGCAAUGGGGACCUUUAACCUAAAGGAAAUCCUGUCAGCUCAGACGUUUUUUUGAUGACUGUGGUUCAUGCAGUGGAAUAGUCUUUGUGGAAUUCUCUUCUAUACCAGAGGACGUUGAAGGUAAAGAAUCUGAAGAUCACGUAAAGGAUUUUUGGAGGAGGCAUUAAGACACAUAAUUACACGAGAAGAAAAUGGAGGAAUCGGGUCUGAGCAUCAGCGCAGACAGCAUCAGGGUCACAGAGGUCACUGAGGAUGGAGAUGCCCUCAUCUUCACCAUCACCUCUCAGAAGCUAAACAGUGACGUGGGGGUCUGCGUUUGCCGCACGUUUGAGGACUUUGAGUGGCUGCAGCAGAGUCUGUUCAGUCAAGAGGAUGUGCCUGGACUGCAGGGGGUCAUAUUCCCACCGCUUCCAGGAAAACCACUGUCAUCUCCUCAGUCCCAAGCACAAGCCAAAGCUCUGAAACAACUUGGUUUCCUGGCCCUCGGAGAUGAUUGGAAGUCCUACUGCAAAGCCCUGGAGAUUUAUCUGCAGCAAGUGGCCAAUCACAGCACUCUCAGCAAAAACAAGGCCCUAGAAAGUCUGCUGACCAACUCAGAGCCUCCAGGGAAACAACGUGUGCAUAAGGGCAUCUUCAGUCGACUCAGCCAGGCUGUGGGGGAGCUGAGGAAAGAAAACCACAAGGAUCUUGAUGACUUCUUCCAAAAUGAGAGGAAUAACAAUUUGAGCAUGACUCAGUUCAGUAAGACUGCCACUGAGAAAUUCCUUGAGGUCGUGCUGUCAGAGCAAAAAUUAGCUGUGGCUUGUGGGCAUCUUUCCACCUCCCUUCAUCUGUGUGUGAAUCAAGAGGGCUCUGAUGCUGGGAACUUCUCCAAGAUUUGCAUGAAGCUCUCAGAAGUAAUUGAUGCAGUUAAGAGGAACUUUGAAAAGGUGGCUGACAAUAAUUUGUCCACCCUGGGGCUGGGCCUAGACAUGGAAUACCGUGGUCAAGAGGCUAAGAAGGAUAUGCUUUUCAGAAGAACUUGCAAACUAGUGGAGUUGGAGACAGCCGUCAAAAAUGCAGAAAAGGCAAAACCCAACAAGAAAGCCAUUAUGGAAGAGGUGAAGAAAGUGGUCGAGAAGGAUUUUGACCAAAUCUCUUCUAUUGCCAAGGAGGAGAUUGGGUGCUUCAACAAAUGCAAGGUGACACUGCUGAGAAGCUCUCUGGUCGACUGGUGUGAGAAGCAGCUCCACACAGCCCGUGAAGACCACGAGCUCUUCUCCAGGCAACUGGAGGCCUGCGAACAACUGUGUGUGACUGAAUCAACUGAAAACAGAAUUGAGUGAGGACAGACCUCUAUACACACUAGUGCAAACCCCUCACACAUUUAGAUGUUGAUCAAUACAGGCCAGUGGUCCUUACCUACAUUGAUAAAUAUUAAUUCCACAAGAAUUCUUGUGGUUGCAGUUUACACAGCAGUUCACACAACCCCCCCCCCCCCCCCCCAAAAAAACCUAAAUCGCUUGAUGUCAGAUGAACAGCUGGGAUGACAUUCAGAAGAAAUUGCACAUUUAAAAUAAAGAAUGAAAUAAAUACAAA
Messenger RNA from Clupea harengus (Atlantic herring), 1643 nucleotides. Its product is annotated as sorting nexin-5. NCBI's taxonomy places the organism in Eukaryota, Metazoa, Chordata, Actinopteri, Clupeiformes, Clupeidae. Gene Ontology annotation, molecular function: phosphatidylinositol binding. The record is from RefSeq and is a predicted model, not a curated record.